UUCGAUCGCGCCCGGCUGCUUGCACACGCUAUAAAAAUCCACACGCCAUAAACAAGCAAGCCUACAAUUAAGCUCUCACCGAAUCCCUGUCAGGUGGUUAGGUUACGCUUACGCGAGUGAGAGAAAGCGUCAUGAGCGGCGCCGGCGAGACCGCGGGCGGCAGCAAGCUGCAGAGCCCGCUGCUGGCCGCCUCCGGGCCGGCGACCACAUCGGCCGGCGGCGGCCACGGGGUGAGCCGGCAGCUGGAGAGCAUCCUGGGCGACGGGGCCCGGCCGUGGCCGCGGCGGGCGCUGGCGGCCUCUGCGGUGGAGCUGCGGCUGCUGGCGCAGCUGGCGGCGCCGGCCGUGCUGGUGUACAUGAUCAACUACCUCAUGUCCAUGUCGACGCAGAUCUUCACCGGCCACCUCGGCACGCUGGAGCUCGCCGCCGCCUCGCUGGGGAACAACGGCAUCCAGAUCUUCGCCUACGGACUCAUGCUUGGCAUGGGUAGCGCCGUGGAGACUCUAUGCGGGCAGGCGUACGGCGCUCUCAAGCACGACAUGCUGGGCAUCUACAUGCAGCGCGCCACCGUCCUGCUGAUGGCCACCGGCGUCCCGCUCGCCGCCGUCUACGCCUCCUGCCGCCCGAUCCUCGUCCUCCUCGGCGAGUCGCCGGAGAUCGCCGGCGCUGCCGCCACCUUCGUCUACGGCCUCAUCCCUCAGAUCUUUGCGUACGCCGCCAUCUUCCCCAUCCAGAAGUUCCUGCAGGCGCAGAGCAUCAUGGCGCCCAGCGCCUACAUCUCCGCCGCCACGCUCGCCGCCCACCUGGCCCUCAGCUACCUCGUCAUCUACCGGCUCGGCCUGGGGCUCCUCGGGGCCUCGCUCAUGCUCAGCUUCAGCAACUGGGUCAUCGCGGUCGGGCAGUUCGUGUACAUCGUCACCAGCCGGCGCUGCCGCCUCACGUGGACCGGCUUCUCCUGGCAGGCGUUCUCCGGCCUGCCCGAGUUCUUCAAGCUCUCCGCCGCCUCCGCCGUCAUGCUCUGCCUCGAGACGUGGUACUACCAGAUACUCGUGCUCAUCGCCGGCCUGCUCAAGGACCCCGAGCUUGCGUUGGCCUCGCUGUCAGUCUGCAUGACAAUCUCAGGGUGGGUGUUCAUGAUCUCAGUUGGCUUCAAUGCGGCAGCAAGUGUCAGAGUGAGCAACGAGCUUGGUGCCGGCAACCCAAAGUCGGCAGCUUUCUCCGUCGUGGUGGUGACAGUGUUGUCCUUCAUCCUGUCAGUGAUAAUCUCAGUGAUCAUCCUCCUCUGCCGGGACUACAUCAGCUACAUCUUCACCGAGGGCGAGGACGUGUCGCAGGCCGUGUCCCAGCUGACGCCGCUGCUGGCUUUCACCCUCAUCCUCAACGGCAUCCAGCCGGUCCUGUCGGGGGUAGCUGUGGGGUGUGGAUGGCAAGCCUUCGUCGCAUAUGUCAAUGUCGGCUGCUACUACAUCGUUGGCAUCCCCCUUGGGUGCCUCCUGGGGUUCUACUUUGAUCUUGGAGCGGCGGGUAUUUGGAGUGGUAUGAUUGGGGGUACCCUGAUGCAGACAUUGAUCCUGGUAUGGGUUACAUUCAGGACCAACUGGGACAAAGAGGUUGAAGAAGCCAUGAAAAGAUUGAAUAAAUGGGAAGAUAAUAAGUCCCCUAUAUUGUGAACCAAAGAGUGAAAUAAGUCGUGUAUUCUCCGAUGAAGGAUGAAACUUAGGAGAUAUCGUCCUUUUAUUGUCGGACCAAAAAUCAUACGAGUAUAUGGAUUGUUAAGUCUUGGCCAAAUCUAUAUAUUAAGAGUAAUCAAGGAAAUUAAGAUUGUUGUAUGAGGAAAGAACGAGUCCUUGUUUAGUUCGCGAUUUUUUUGGGUUUUUGAUACUAUAGCAUUUUCAUUGUUAUUUGACAAUUAAUAUCUAAUUAUGGACUAAUUAGGCUUAAAAGA
Molecule: messenger RNA, 1945 nt
Organism: Panicum virgatum (switchgrass)
Lineage: Eukaryota; Viridiplantae; Streptophyta; Magnoliopsida; Poales; Poaceae
Product: protein DETOXIFICATION 40-like
Exons: 7
Coding region: 132-1670 (512 amino acids)
Biological process (GO): xenobiotic detoxification by transmembrane export across the plasma membrane
Cellular component (GO): membrane
Molecular function (GO): xenobiotic transmembrane transporter activity; antiporter activity
Source: RefSeq, a predicted model, not a curated record